CAGUCGUCGAUAUCAUUUUGAUCAUGCGACUGGAUUUCAUUACAAUUCUUGUUCUUUUUAGUUUUUUCGUCUCAACAAAUGCAGGAAACAAACGGCAGCAAAAAAUUAGGAAAAAUGGCCUCAAGUCCGCUAGAAGGCCAAUGAUUAUCAAAUGCUGCGGUAAAUCUUCGUGUCAGCCGAAGACAUCAAACUCUCGGUCUACUUUCACUCAUAAAAAUUCAACUUCAUCUCUAAAAAAUUUAAAUUCGAAAAAGACCACACCAGUCGAGGCAAACCUCCAAUCAAGUGACGAGAGCUCUACCACUUUAGCAGCCUCAAAUGAAGACACCAGCACAGAAUUCAAUGCGAUUGUAUCAACCACGCUGAUGGGACAAAGCAUUAAUUUUGAACUCGUAACAACCACCGACACUACAGAUGGUGGGAAAUCGUCUGGAAAUACCAUGUCAUUCAGCACAAGUAAAACUAUCGUCCCGGCUCAAACUACAACAAAUCCAGGCUCGAAUGUUGCAACUCCAAUGAUCCCAAUAACGACUACCUUGACCACCAUCACGGCUCUGGUUUCGACAAGUACAAUCAAAACGACCACUCCUCCUCCUCAGAUUAAACUCGUUUUUGAAAGUUUCGAUCAAAUUUUGCAAGUGGAGAAAGACAUGAAUCUUUUUAAUACAGACGGGACUUUGAAAGAUGCUGACAAAUACGGCUCGUGGGUUCAAUCCUGCGGCCUCCAAUUUUUGUUCACAAUGAAUCCGGUUAAUUGGACGCAAAAUUUCGUCAACUGCAGCAAGCUAGGGAUGGCGCCUCUGACUUUUAGUAAAAAGGAAACACUCCAAUGCUUCAAGAACUUGACCUCCGACUGGAAGUUCACUUCCAACUUUUGGACUUCGGCGACGCGCGUCAGUCCCUGGGAUUUCGUUUGGGGCAAAGAAAACGUCACGGUCGACAUGCCCAACGUUCCCUGGGCGUUCAACCAGCCAGACAUUCAGAACAAGAACCAGAAUUGCUUGCAAAUGAAUGUGGUCAAAGGCAAUGCGACGAUCCAAUUCUCUGCCAGCGUCUGCUCCGAUUCGUACUUUUUUUCUUGUCAAGGUCCACCAAUGCCAACCAAAGCACCGAAAUGCUCUUUUCCCAUCUGCCCGAAUAUUACGUGCACGAAAAAUGUACGUAAAUUUAUUUCGGGAAUUUGCCAAUAUAAUCAAAUUUCAGCCAAAAUAUUUCAAGAAUUCGUCUUCUGGGGCGCAGUUUUUGGACAGUUAAGUUCACUUAAAAAUCAAAUUUGUGGUCUAACUGAAUUUUAGAAGCUUAUCAGUACGGUGGCUGGCUCUCGUCCAAGGGCCGAGUCUACAUGUUUAGCAAGCCGGAAGAUCUGCAGACCUUUCAAGGUGCAAUGGUCAAAUGUUGCUAACUUGGGAUGACCUUGCUGAGUCUUGCGUACAACUACAAAUACGAAGCUUUG
Neocloeon triangulifer is the source of this 1453-nucleotide messenger RNA. RefSeq lists its product as uncharacterized. The transcript has 14 exons. The record is from RefSeq and is a predicted model, not a curated record. NCBI's taxonomy places the organism in Eukaryota, Metazoa, Arthropoda, Insecta, Ephemeroptera, Baetidae. The coding region runs from base 24 to 1295 and encodes 423 amino acids.